CAUGGCGCCGGCGCCGUCCAGUCAGCCGCGGGUGGUGGCGGCGACUUCCCCUCAGGAAGCCGGGUCUCCGCCUCCUCCUCCCACCCCGCCUGCUCGGCGGCGGAGGCGGCGGCGGCGGCAGCGGUUGUUCCUGCCUCUCCGCCACCUCCACCGCCGCCUGUCCUUCGGCCGGCGGCGUUGGCGGGGAGGGGGACGGUAGUUGUAGAUCCCGCCCCUGCCUCAGCGAAGAUACCAUAUUGAAUGAAGAAAGACUGAACUUACAGGUGCUUCUUAGGAAAGGCAUCUGUGGAGUAGUGCUACAGUUUGAAUAAUAAAAGAUUUUACAUUAUGAGGUGAAUGGGAGUAGAAUAUUGGACAAAAAUAAAUUUUAUAAUCUCUGCAUCAUGAUUUUUAGCUACCUGAUUGUUGUACAGUCUCACUAUUUGGGGGCAGUUCAUGCUGAAAAACUGAAGCAAAUACUAGAUAAAUAUGAUCAGAUUUCUCCAGCCAGUCCGCAGCCUGACAAAGAGAAUCCCUUUUUGUCAACCUAAUGAAGCAUUCAAAGUCAUAUGACUCUUUUCAAGAUGAACUUGAAGAUUAUAUUAAAGUGCAGAAAGCCAGAGGCUUAGAGCCAAAGACUUGUUUCAGAAAGAUGAGGGAGGACUAUUUGGAAAGCUGUGGGUACAGGGAAGAAGUUGACUCUAGACCCAGGCAUAGAAUGUUUGAUCAAAGACUCCCACCCGGAACCGUCCAGGCUUACCCAAGAUCACGCAAUACUUCACAGACAGAAAACCGGUUACCUCAGUGGUUCCCAGUUCAUGACAACAGGCCGAGACUGGAGUCUCUGAGCUACUGUCAAUUCCCCAGGGACUGCUUCUCAGAAAAACCAGUGCCCCUGAACCUCAGCCAGCAAGCAUAUAAUUAUGGUUCAGCCAGUGUAGACUCUGGAAGCCCCGAGCACUUCUCCUCGGGAACCAGGACUGGUGCCCAUCAAGCCAGUCAUCAGAAAAGAAGGAGGCACCCAGAGGAAGGCAAAGAAAAACCAAAGGAGGAGCGGCCCAAGCAUAAGAGGAAAAGAAGUCUUGAGGAGGUAGAUUUAGAAGAACACGUGAGCAUCCAAAGAAAGAAAACACAGGUGGAAACAGAACCUGUACAGGGCAGUACAGAAAAGCCUAAGCAUCGUAAGGAGAAAAAAAGCCGAGAUAUAGCCUCUAAGAAGGAGGACCGUAAGCGUAGGAAAGAGAAGAAGGAACAAGGCGAAGAAAGAACAGAGGAAGAAAUGCUUUGGGACCAAUCUAUCCUUGGAUUUUGAAGCUCUUUUGUUCUCCUGAAGUUAAAAUUGAAAAACUACUUGAAGAGCUUGGUUUUAUGAUAUUCAUGUUCGUAUCACUUAUGUGAACAGGUAGUUUAAUUCUAACAAAGGCCAGGUGAACAUGAAAUAUUUAGUAUGCUUGCUCUUCAACGUGGAAAUUACUUUUCCUCGUUCUCUAAAAACAUUAUUACAUUUUUCUUACAUUUGAUAUAAUUUCCCUUUAGGAGAGUGGUUCUGGUUUAUUGAAAUUGCCAUGAUGGUGGAAUUAUUUUCCCUUGGGAAAUAAUUUAUUUAAAUUGGAGGAUUAAUAGGCUUUGCUGAAUCUAUUUCUUGAUUGGAUUUCUUUUAGCUUUGAGUUGGGUAUUUUUAUGUUCAUUGGUUUUCUCUAUAAAGCAGUUUAGAUUUUUUUUGCCCCUUGUUAACUGGCAGUAUAUUUUCUAGGUUGGAAAGUGGAAAAUGAAUACAUUAUAAUAACAAUAAAUGUAUGUUACAUAUAGUUCUAAAAGUUUCAAAAAAUCUUGAUACAAAAUCAGUUUAUAUUCUGGAGAAGUUUAUAAUAAAGUGUUUUAUUAAUAAUAAAA
Messenger RNA from Chinchilla lanigera (long-tailed chinchilla), 1872 nucleotides. It is a transcript of the gene Krcc1, whose product is annotated as lysine-rich coiled-coil 1. NCBI's taxonomy places the organism in Eukaryota, Metazoa, Chordata, Mammalia, Rodentia, Chinchillidae. The record is from RefSeq and is a predicted model, not a curated record. The coding region runs from base 530 to 1291 and encodes 253 amino acids. The transcript is spliced from 4 exons.